Closterium sp. Naga37s-1 is the source of this 2376-nucleotide messenger RNA. Lineage: Eukaryota; Viridiplantae; Streptophyta; Zygnematophyceae; Desmidiales; Closteriaceae. The record is from the annotation of a GenBank genome assembly.
AUGACUUCGGAGAAUCUCCACUGCUUCCUUCGUUUCUCCCCUUCUUCCCCUUCUGCCACUGCAUUUCCCCCUGCCGCCCUUCCCCCUUCCCCACCUCCCCCUCCUCCCCGCCCCUCCCAUCCCCAACCACCUCCCCUCCCCGCGCCCCCUUUUCUCCACUCAUCAGCCGCAAUCACCCCAGCGCACGCAAUUCAAGUCGACAUGGCGAAAACCAAGUUACCACUAUCUCCGUGGGAGCAGGCUCGCGAGGCGAUCAACCUCGCGAAAUCCAAGCUACCCAAGUUACCACUAUCGUCGCCGUACGAGCGCGAGUGGGCGAAAUAUCGCCAGCGCGACGGGCUGCUUUCGCUGGACUAUGUGAAAUCGCUGCAGGCGAGGACGAACGCAGCCAAAAAGAAGAGCGGCAGCAGCGACGUCUUCAAAGUCGUUUUCGUAAUGUUCCCCCACGCCCAUGCCCCCCGCCCAGGAGAGAAACCUCAUCAUCAACCCCAUGGACCAGGGCACCACCGCCUGGCAGGGCUUCUUGUUCCAACACGCCCACGCCCCCUGCCCAAGAGGUGUUCCAACACGCCCACGCCCCCCGCCCAGGAAGGCAAUCUCUUCACCAACCCCAGCAUAGGGAACGGCACCACUGGCUGGCAGGGCUUUGGGUACGCGCCGAUCAAAGCCGUGGUCAACGCUACAGCGCCCACGCCGUACUCGUACCUGGUGGCGUACAACCGCUCGUACACGUAUGCGGGGCCCAAGCAGAGCUUGCGGGACGUGCCUGCGGCGGCUUAUGAGCUGGCGAUCUGGGUGAAGCUGGAUGCGGGUGACCGGCAGUAUGUGACUGCGUCUGCUAAGAUCAAUAACAAGUAUCUGUGCAUUGGAGGGGCGAACGCUCGGUCCACGUGCUGGACGAAAAUAACAGGGGGAUUUACCCUGCACGAGCCGGCUGCUGAGGUGGCAGUGUACGUGCAGGGCGCAGCAGUGGGGACGGAGAUUUGGGUGACGUCAGCAUCGCUUCUGAAAGUAGAUAUGAGCAUGUGGCGGAGCCGACAAAAUGAGAAUAUCAAGAAGUUCCGCAUGCGGCCUGUGCGGCUCUCCAUUCAAGGACUGGGCCUCAGCCUGGUGCCAGCGCGCGUGCAGAUUGACCAAGUCGCAUCGGACUUCCCCUUCGGUGCCAAUGUGAACGGCGCUAUUCUCUACGACACAGCGUAUCAAGAGUGGUUCCUAAACAGAUUCAACUGGGCAGUAUUCAACAACGAGGGCAAGUGGUAUUUCAACGAGAGGCGGGAGGGCGCAGAGGACUACAAUGUGACGGACGCGCUGGUUGAUUGGUUCACUCAGAGGAACGUGAGCGUGCGCGGUCACAACAUCUUCUGGGCUGUUGAGAAGUUCGUGCAGACGUGGGUCAAAAAUUUGAACGACACUGCCUUGUGGGCGGCAAUGCAAAGACGUAUGGCCAGUGCGGUCACCCGCUACCAGGGCAAGGUGCAGCACUGGGAUGUCAUCAACGAGCCUCUGCAUGGCAACUACUACGGGCAGCGCCUGGGCGAGGACAUACACUCGUGGAUGUUCAAGGCUGCCCAGGCGAUCGACCCCAACGUGCGGCUGUUUCUGAAUGACUACAACACGGUGGAGCAGUGCGACCGAGGGGCCAACCCAGAGGUGUACCUCGAGAAGGUGUGGAAUCUCAAUGCAACUGGGGCACCAGUCACAGGCAUAGGCGUGGAGGCUCACUACAGUGGAGAGCCGCAGCUGGUUCGCUUGAAGCACGAUCUGAAUCGCCUGGCAAUGGCCAAACUCCCCAUCUGGCUGACAGAGCUGGACUUCAGUGAGGUGGAAUCUGACGAACAACGAGCGGAUUAUCUGGAAGCGGUGAUGCGAGAGGCCUUCGCGCAUCCCUCGGUGGCGGGCAUGGUGCUGUGGUCGGCUGGGCGGGGCACGUGCGAGUUCUAUAAGGAUAUUGAUUCGGGCAUGUGCAACGCCUGUGAGGCUUGCCUGGCGGAUUCGAGCUUCACGGAUAACGAGGCGGGGAAAAGGUUCGUUCGCCUGCGCAAAGAAUGGAGCACCCACCUAAGCAGAGUGAUCUGGCUCGGCCGAACCAUGAAACUCAGCCCAUUUCCCAAACCAAGGUACCAGGCGCUAAGAGCAGAGUGGAGCACCCACUUGUCAAGGCGAUCCCGGCUGAACUCGCCCCUCUCCUUCACAGCGUUCCACGGCAGGUACCGGGUCCGAGUGUCCUUCAGGGGCCAGCAGGUGGAGCGGUUCUUUGAUGUGCGCAAGGGCGCUGGCAGGCUGAACGUUGCCACUCGGUACUGGGUGAGAGUGUCUUUCAGAGGCCAGCAGGUGGGGCGGUUCUUUGAUGUGUGCCCAAGGGUGCUGGCAGGCUGA